This is a messenger RNA of Fusarium subglutinans, 636 nucleotides long. RefSeq lists its product as uncharacterized. The transcript has 3 exons. Bases 1 to 636 code for a protein of 211 amino acids. The record is from RefSeq and is a predicted model, not a curated record. Lineage: Eukaryota; Fungi; Ascomycota; Sordariomycetes; Hypocreales; Nectriaceae.
AUGGAUCACAAAACAUCCCACUUGCCGACAUGGCAGGAUAACAAAACCGCGGGCGAAAAGGCUGGUCCCGCUGGACAAGAUGAGAAAUCGGGUCUUUUGAACGACAAGACGAAGAAUCAACAAACGAUGGAUAUGCAGCAAAUCUUUACCAAUCGCCUCAUGCCUGUCGCAUUCGCUCUCCCGUGGGUGAUGGGGAUGUUAAUUUCGUGGAUCCCAUUCAUCAAGAUCUCGCUUUACAACGCCCCCGAUUUCCUUAUUCUCGCCGCUCUCAUCAGCACCCUCGAGGUCCUCAGCAUCGUCGCAGUCUUUAUCUUGACAUCCCUCCGCCCCUCAAUGCUCGACACCGAACCUAGCGCCAGCACGACUCUCAAAGAGAAAUUCUUCCGCGCGUGGUUCUGGUUCUUAUUCAUCAGCCCUUUUAUUACUGGAACAAUGGUUGUCUUGAUGGCGAGCGACAUUUCGUGCGAUCCGGAAGAUGAUCUGGAUAUGUUUCAACCAAUCUGCCAAGUUGGCAUCCGUCUCAUUAAAGCGACUGCUCUGUGUCGCGCUGGAAUUAUAGCGACAUUUCUCUUUGCUACCUCUUCAUAUUUAGAACAACGACCUACGAAGCGAUGCACCGACUCGGACUCUGCAUGA